Molecule: messenger RNA, 390 nt
Organism: Striga asiatica
Lineage: Eukaryota; Viridiplantae; Streptophyta; Magnoliopsida; Lamiales; Orobanchaceae
Source: the annotation of a GenBank genome assembly
AUGACCACAAAGUAUGCGUUGUGCGACAAUGAAUGGUUGUUGGGAUUGUACGAGAACCGUAGUCUUUGGGUUCCAUGCUUCCUAAAAACUUUUUUCUGGGCUGGAAUGUCAACUACACAACGAAGUGAAAGCAUGAAUGCUUUUUUUGAUGGGUACGUCCACCCAAAAACAUCAUUGAAACAAUUCGUUCAACAAUACGAAAGAGCAUUGAGAGAUAAAGUGGAAAAAGAGGUCCAAGCUGAUUUUAAAUCAUUCAGCCAAAUAGUCCCAUGUGCAACAACAUAUGAGAUGGAAAAGCAAUUCCAAACGGUGAACACUAUUUUCAAAUUUAAAGAAAUCCAAGCCGAGUUUGUGGGUAAGGUUGUUUUGAGACAAUUUACGAGGUCCUAG